AGAAAACACCUCUCCUUACCCUACCCUUUGAUUCUUCCUUCUUUUCCCUCGUGUUUGAUUGCAGAGCUCGCGUAGACCAGCAGCUCGAAGAUCUUUCCAAGGGGCAGUGACCAGGUCGACCAUCGGCCCCGUCCUCUCGUUUGUCAUUUGACCUGGCUCGUGUUCCGACCUUUUCGAAUCGCGCUUCAAGCCCAUGUCUACCGAUCAAUAAACGCAAGAUGGCUCAAAAUCGGGACCCAGCGUUCUGGCGACGCUUCUCCCUUGCCAUCCACCUGGAUGAGGAAUCCAAGGCUUCCACCCCAGAAAAGGAAGUCACUAUAUGGUCGGAUAACUGGAUCAAGGGCCAGGAAAGGAAACGCAAACGAACCAUCCUCUGCGGCUUUCUGAUAUUCUUCCUCAUUGCGCUGUUCGUUGUUGGCGUUAUCGUGGUGGUCGUUUGGCUCAAUGCUCAUCACUGGCUACGGGAGACAUCGAGAUCAGCUUGAUGUAGUGGCAGAUAAGGGGUUAAGGAUCUGGGUCGAGGAAAGAGGUAUCUUGUGAAUAUGUGUUUUCUAGCUAGGCAUGAAUGAGCGGGCCUCAUUUCGGUUUUGUUCUCAUAUUCUCUCGUUCUUUUGGCGGCGGGCUGGGGCUGGCCCUGUUGCAAUAUCCCCAAAUAGCUGACAACCGUCGUUGUGAUAAGUAUUGUUACGAUGAAUGUUGCAUUCAC
Messenger RNA from Aspergillus aculeatus ATCC 16872, 706 nucleotides. RefSeq lists its product as uncharacterized. The transcript has 3 exons. The record is from RefSeq and is a predicted model, not a curated record. NCBI's taxonomy places the organism in Eukaryota, Fungi, Ascomycota, Eurotiomycetes, Eurotiales, Aspergillaceae. Bases 219 to 485 code for a protein of 88 amino acids.